AUGAGUACGUCGGUUCAAUCAUCUUCCUUGACCACGCCGUCCGAGGUCGUCCUCAACCAGCCGCGAAUCCCCACGUUUUUCCAUGGGGACACCUUUGAGGAUGUAGAGGACUGGCUCGAUCACUUGGAGCAUGUCGCAGAAUACAACGGCUGGACUCCAGUGCACAAGCUACGGCACACCUACUUUGCCCUCGAGGACUAUGCGCGGGCAUGGUUCGAGAACCGUGAGGCGGCCCUUUCGACAUGGGACGAAUUCCGACGGCAGCCAAUCGGCACAUACGCCAGCCUCGAUCGCAAGGAGCGAGCUGAAUCUGCAAUUCAGGCGAGAGUACUGCAGCCGAACGAAAGCAUCACAAUGCUUGUUGAAUAUAUGUGCCGACUUUUCCAGCACACUGAUCCAUCCAUGCCGGAAGAAAAGGAGCUCAGGUACUUGAUGCGUGGUGUCAAGCAAGAGUUAUUCGGUGGCCUCAUAUGCAACCCACCAAAGACCGUUGCAGAGUUUCUCGCGGAAGACAUAUCAAUGGAAAAUGCACUGCAGCAGUGA
This is a messenger RNA of Dermacentor albipictus, 543 nucleotides long. The record is from RefSeq and is a predicted model, not a curated record. NCBI's taxonomy places the organism in Eukaryota, Metazoa, Arthropoda, Arachnida, Ixodida, Ixodidae.